UAUUAGUACAGUGUUAUCUGCAAGAACAUAUUACAAUGUCUGGAAGAGGAAAGACCGGCGGGAAAACGAGAGCCAAGGCUAAGACUCGCUCCUCCAGGGCAGGACUGCAGUUUCCAGUCGGCCGUGUCCACAGACUGUUGCGGAAGGGAAACUAUGCCCAGCGUGUCGGCGCUGGAGCCCCGGUCUAUCUGGCCGCUGUGCUCGAGUACCUGACUGCUGAAAUCCUGGAGCUGGCCGGGAACGCCGCCCGGGACAACAAGAAAACCCGAAUCAUCCCGCGUCACCUGCAGCUCGCUGUGCGCAACGACGAGGAGCUCAACAAGCUGAUGGGAGGCGUGACCAUCGCUCAGGGAGGAGUGCUGCCCAACAUCCAGGCCGUGCUGCUGCCCAAGAAAACCGAGAAGCCAGCCAAGAAGUAAAUCACUCGGACGCCGCUUUUAGAUCUAAUAAACCCCCAAAGGCUCUUUUAAGAGCCACCCACUUUUUUCUAUAAAAGCGCAUCAACUCUGUUUAAGUUUAUUGUCUGAAUAAUAUCAAACUGAGAAUUGCAGCAAUGAAUAGUUUGGUGUAGCGUUACCGUGUAUCUGUUUGUAGCGAUAUCAAACACAGGCCUUGUCACAGCGAGUGCUGCUGACAUUCCCCACGUUCCUUAGAAAGAAACACUGCGACACGGUAACAAUGUACUGGCUUACUUUGUCUUACGCAUCCAGCUGACAAGAACAGAACUACUGAAUCUCUGAUUUACAAUUUCCGAAUAAUAAACUACUGUAGUGAGAAUUGCAACAAUGAAUACUUCUUGUGAGCAGUGCAGCGCUACAGUAUCUCUUCAUACCCGUAUCAAACACAUCCUCGCCACAGUGUACAGCGGGUGCUGCUGACAUUCCCCUCAUCAAUGCCACGGUCCUUACAAGGAGACAGUUCGGUUCGAUACACUAUCAGUUCACUGGUUUACUUUGUCUCUGAUCGAGCUACAUUGAAAUAUGUUUCCAAUUGUAAAUCCCCCUCGUGUUU
Molecule: messenger RNA, 1011 nt
Organism: Polyodon spathula (Mississippi paddlefish)
Lineage: Eukaryota; Metazoa; Chordata; Actinopteri; Acipenseriformes; Polyodontidae
Product: histone H2A-like
Exons: 1
Coding region: 36-419 (127 amino acids)
Cellular component (GO): nucleosome
Molecular function (GO): structural constituent of chromatin; protein heterodimerization activity; DNA binding
Source: RefSeq, a predicted model, not a curated record